GCUCUAGAGGAAAACUUGUGGACUGCAAGCGGAAAGGUGUUCAGAAGGCCGUCAUCUCUUCCAGAGUUUAGUGUCUUUUCAACUGAGAAGAAUCCUAUUCAGCACGCUUCUCCUCCUGAGGUGGUUCAUACUGAGCAAGAGAAUCCUGCCAGCUACAAGGACAGAUGGGGAAUAGCAAGAGCCACCCGGGGCAGAGUUUCUCCUCGCGGUUUCUUCCUGAGGAGCAGGCCGAGAUUGACAGAUUGUUUGAUUCUCUGUCGUCAGAGGAACUCGGCUCCAGUACCUCGCCCAGAUCCUUCUCUCUGCAGGCACUGAAGAGCCACGUGGGGGAAGCUCUUCCCGCAGAGAUGGUCACCAGGCUGUUUGAGGGCAUGCAGAGGGUGGACGUGACCGGGAAGACCAAGGGGCCCAGUGAGCGCAUCUCCCAGGAGCAGUUCACAGUGUCCAUGUCCCACCUUUUGAAAGGAAAUGCCGAGGAGAAGAGUCUCGUGAUCUGGAAAAUGAUUUCUGCCACAGAAGGUCCCGUGAAAGCAAGAGAGGUCCAAAAGUUUACAGAGGAUCUGGUUGGCUCUGUGGCACACGUGCUAAACUACAGACAGGAGCUGAGAGGCUGGACUCAGAAGCAAGCCCCAGGUUCCCUUUCCAGGGUGCAGGUGCUGGCUGCUCAGCUGUGCUCCGAGAUGAAGCUUCAAGACGGUGAGAAGCUUCUGGGGCCUCAGCGGCUAGACUGUGACCGAACCACGGUUGAGGACUGGGUGUUCAGGGCCCCCCUCGUGGCCACGUUCCUGAGCGUGGUCAUCCAGCAAGGCUUUCGCCUCCUGUGCUCGUCCCUCGAUCUGGCCACCCUGGUGCCCGAGCGCCAAGUCGACCAGGAGCGGGAGUUUGCGAGCGUCCUGGAUGUCCUGUCCGUCAUCUACAUCAACUGCCACCUGCCCAGGGAGCAGCGGCACCGCUGGCGCCUGCUCUUCUCAUCCGAGCUCCACGGGCACAGCUUCGCCCAGCUCUGUGGGUGCAUCGCACACUGGGGGCCCUGCGUGGUGCUGCUCGAGGACCGUGACGGCCACGUGUUCGGUGGCUUUGCUUCCUGCUCCUGGGAGGUCAAACCUCAGUUUCAAGGGGAUGACAGGUGCUUCCUGUUCUCCAUCUCCCCCCGCAUGGCCGUGUACACCUGCACGGGCUACAACGACCACUACAUGUACCUGAAUCAAGGGCAGCAGACCAUCCCGAAUGGACUGGGCAUGGGAGGGCAGCACAAUUAUUUUGGCCUGUGGAUCGAUGUCGAUUUCGGGAAAGGACACAGCAAGGCCAAGCCCACGUGCACCACAUACAACAGCCCUCAGCUCUCAGCCCAGGAGGACUUCCGGUUCGAGAAGAUGGAGGUGUGGGCGGUAGGAGAUGCUUCGGUGACACAGCUGGCCAAGAACACUAAGAGCGUUCUGGACGUGGACCCCGCGGCCCGGGCCCUGCUGGAAGUCAGUGGGCGGAUUCGCCACAGCGAAGGGCUCCGGGAGGUGCCUGAUGACCAGUGAGGAGGAGCCCCCAGCACGGGCCUUCCUGGAGCUGGAGCAUGGCCUGCAGACUGUGCUUUACUUUAGCCCAGAGCGUGCUGGUCACGUCUAGGUGGUCCUGGAGGUGCCUAAUUGAAACAGAGUACACGUCCUCUGAUGCCGUAUGUCGAUUGCUGGGUGUGUCUCCCCCGAAAUCCUGAGUGUCCAAUUACCAACUCGAUUCUUAGACUUUGCUCGUUUUGUACAGAUGAAAUCCAAAGACGAUGCUGAGAUGUUUGAGGCCGGCUGGAAUUAGCAGUGGUUGGAGAUUUGAGUUCUUGCUGUGGGGGCGGGGGGGGGGUCCACUCACUGAGGGUCACUUGGCCUCUGCUCAGGCCUCCCAGUUAAAAGCCUCGAUGUCCCAUUUCGACUGGUAAAGGGCAUAGGUGCUCGGAUGGGGAUCUCGACGCUUUGGGGAACAGCUUCCUCUGACGUGGAAUUUCUGUAUUUUGGGGGGAAAAAAAAAAAGCACAAGAGUGUACUAAUGGGGGUAAUAGUUGGAGAUUUUGAAGACAACAGUGACACGGGUCUUCAGUAAGGUUCAGUAUCUGCCUUUCUCAGCUGUUUUUAACGCAUUACUGACCAGAGGCGUAUUAAUACGUCUUUUGUUACCCAAACAUCAUUGACCGGAGACGUUUCAGUAUUCAUUUACAUAACAAAUCGCCAUCCACAGGCGUUAGUUUCUGCAAAAAUCCCCCGGUCAGUGAUGAGUUAAGUGAAUCUCUGCUAUGAGCAAAUGGGAAAACCAGGAGGUCUACAGAGAAGCAAAGUUGUGGUUCUCUUACUAAUUUAAACGUGGGGACAUUCGGGGCCCUGAGGCUAAGAGUCCUGUUAAAACACGUAUGGCCUGUCGCAGGAAUUAGUGGUGAGUAACUUGAGAGGACUGGCCCGGGCUCCUGACCUCCCAGCAUCAC
Molecule: messenger RNA, 2461 nt
Organism: Balaenoptera acutorostrata (minke whale)
Lineage: Eukaryota; Metazoa; Chordata; Mammalia; Artiodactyla; Balaenopteridae
Gene: MEAK7
Product: MTOR associated protein, eak-7 homolog
Exons: 10
Coding region: 165-1529 (454 amino acids)
Biological process (GO): TOR signaling
Source: RefSeq, a predicted model, not a curated record